This is a messenger RNA of Macrosiphum euphorbiae (potato aphid), 1734 nucleotides long. Lineage: Eukaryota; Metazoa; Arthropoda; Insecta; Hemiptera; Aphididae. The record is from the annotation of a GenBank genome assembly.
AUGGAACCAUUUAAACCAACUAUAAUUGAUGAUUCCGUAAUAGAUUCUAAGUUUAAAGAUAUAAUACAAAGUUCUAAAGUGUUGAUAAUUCCACUAAUUAGAUGUGAUGAUAAAGUAUUUAAUGGAAUUAUUAAACAGAAAAAUAUUGAAAAUCAAGUAUUUAAUGGAAUUUUUAAAAAGGAAAUUAUUGACAAAAUUACUGAUGGUCUUCACAAUAAUAGUAAAUUAUUAGGUCCUAGAGUGGAGCCAUUGCGACUUAAUACAGUAUGUGGUGAUCAAGUAUUUGAUGGAGUUAAUAAACAGGAAAAUAUUGAUAGUCAAGUAUUUAAUGGAAUUUUCAAAGAGGAAAUAAUUGAUGAAACAGACCAUCACUCUGAUGGACAAUUACCACAAAAAGGAACUAGAACUGAAGAAAAAGAAAACACAAUUGAUACCGAGAUAAAAAUAAAAAAAGAAAUUAUUGAUGAACAGGAAUUUGAAGGAACAGUUUUAAAUGAAAACCACUCUUCAAAAUUCAUUACUUGUUUAAAUACGGAUAUCACUUUUAACAACAAAAGGAAAAAUCCUUUUAAUAAUAUCCGUGAUACAAUAUCUCCAGCAUCCAAUUUAACUGUGCGUACAUGGACACAUAAGCUGCAUAAAUGUGAUAUCUGUGGUAUACGGUUUUCCAAAGUAUCAGAUUUAACCAGGCAUGCAAGGAUACAUACAAGGGAAAAACCAUAUAAAUGUGAUUUCUGUGAUACAGCGUUUGCUAGAGCAUCAUGUCUAACAAUUCAUAACAAAACACAUGCCAGAGAACCGUCAUAUAAAUUACGACUUAAUACAGUAUGUGGUGAUCAAGUAUUUGAUGGAGUUAAUAAACAGGAAAAUAUUGAUAGACAAGUAUUUAAUGGAAUUUUCAAAGAGGAAAUAAUUGAUGAAACAGACCAUCACUAUGAUGGACAAUUACCACAAAAAGGAACUAGAACUGAAGAAAAAGAAAACAUAAUUGAUACCGAGAUAAAUAUAAAAAAAGAAAUUAUUGACGAACAGGAAUUUGAAGGAACAGUUUUAAAUGAAAACCACUCUUCAGAAUUCAUGACUUGUUUAAAUACGGAUAUCACUUUUAACAACAAAAGGAAAAAUCCUUUUAAUAAUAUCCGUGAUACAAUAUCUCCAGCAUCCAAUUUAACUGUGCGUACAUGGACACAUAAGCUGCAUGAAUGUGAUAUCCGGGAAAAACCAUAUAAAUGUGAUAUCUGUGAUACAGCGUUUGCUAGAGCAUCAUGUCUAACAAAUCAUAAAAAAGCACAUGCCAGAGAACCGUCAUAUAAAUGUGAUAUCUGUAGUAUACGGUUGUCUAGAGCAUCACAUUUAACCAGACAUAAAAGGACACAUACCGUAGAAAAGACUUAUAAAUGUGAUGUCUGUGAUCAAGCUUUUUUUCAAGCGUAUAAUUUAAACAUCCAUAAAAGGACACACAGUGGAAAAAGGCCGCAUAAAUGUGAUGUCUGUAAUACAAAGUUUUAUUACUUAUCACAUCUGACCAGGCAUAAAAGGACACAUACAGGAGAAAAACCCUAUAAAUGUAAAUUCUGUGAUCAAGAUUUUGCUCAAAAUUAUAAUUUAACAACCCAUGAAAGGAUACAUAACGGAGAAAAGCCAUAUAGUUGUGAUAUCUGUGGUUUACAGUUUUCUGAUGCAUCAAACUUAAGAAGGCAUAGUAAGAAGUCACAUAACGGAAAAAAAGCCUAA